UCACCCAAGUAAUACUUAUACCGGCGCUGGUUCCUUAGUCUCUGUGCAAUAUUCCCUUGACCAGUCGCUGAAAUCCUUGUCUGUUCAUUGAUACACCGAAUCCUCCUCAUCCUUCUACUUGUGUGUUAUGGCUUCAGCGACCGAUAGCCCAGUGAGCUCUGAAGCUCGCGAACUGAGCCUAAUUUCCAAGGUGGAGCUUAGGAUCGCCCUUGCGGACUCUGAUGAUAAGCUUGAGGCACUCCUAAAUACUUACCUGACACCAUUGCUGUUGAAAUUGGGCUCAGAGAGCAUUGCGGUUCGCAACAAAGUCAUUUCAGUUUGUCAGCAUAUCAACACCCGCGUUCAAAACCCCACUAUCAAGCUCCCCGUGGCGGCAUUAUUGAAGCAAUUCAAAGAACAAAAAUCCCAACUUAUCAGACAUUUUGAUCUUCUCUAUGUUCAGCAGGGACUUCAUCGACUAGGAUCAAGUGCAAGAGUCGAAAUCCUACUGCCCUUGCUCCAAGGCAUUUCCGAAAUCGGCACAUCCUCCAAUCAAGCUGCCACUGUCUUUAACUUGGUUCUGAGGCUUUUCCCUCUUAUGAAUUUACCACCAAAGGAUAGCGACGAGGAUCUGAAACUGAAGUCUCAACUGGGUCUCUCUGACCAGGAUACGAAGUUCCUAUCAUCCUUGUUUGGGAAAUUGCUCAUUCUUUCCCCCGCGGACAAGGACAGGGCCACAUGUCCAGGAUUAUCACCAGCAGAAUAUGCCUUUUUAAAUAAGGAUGCGCCUAUCACCGGCACCUGGAAUGCGUCCUUGGAUGGCGGGCUGAAUCUCACUGAGACUAAGGUCAAUGCCCUCCGCUUUUUAGCUAGUGGAGCGUUUGAUAACGCAGAGCGAUUUCUGCCCGCUGUGGUCGCAUCUGCGGAUGCCAAUUCUCGUCUUUCUGAUGUCGGGGAGGAGAUUCUCAAGAGGUUUGUGCCAAGCCUUGAGGAUCCAGAUGUCGUACGGCAGCUGUACGACCUGUACCUGGGCACAGGGACACCGGAUGGGGCUCCGCCAGCGCGACCUGCUCUGCAGACUAGGUUACUGGUCUUUCUAGGGAGAUCAAUUAGGGCUACUAGGGACGCAGAACGCGUGAUGCGCGUGAUUGAAGAAAGCCUUCUAUCAGACAGUGCAAGGUCCGUACAGGGAUUGCAAGCGUCGAAGCUGCGAACACAGCUUUUCAAUUUUAUGACUUGGGUCGUGAGGAUGGGCUCGCCAGAUGAUUUGCAACACAUGGCACCGAAACUCAUAGCAGGCUUAAUGGAUUUCAUUCAGUCCCAGGGAUGGCCAAGUCCGGCAGCAAGUGGACAGAGGCCUCCACAGACGGAGCUUAGCCUGCGAGGUAUGGCCUACGAGUGUAUAGGUAUACUGGUCCCAAAAGCGGACUUCCGAAGCCAAAAGGCAGAGGAUGCUGUAUCUGGUUUUCAACUUAUCAAGUGGCUGUUCAUGUCACUCAGCUCUGACGAUUCGAGCGCACAGAUCUUUGUCAGCAUUGAACAGGCACUAGGAAGUAUUCUCAGCUCUUCGAUGAACGAUUGUGAUCAUGACUUCCAAGCGCAACUGAGACCUUUUCUCCUUCAACAAAUGAAUAAUCAGCCUGGACAAGAGGACCCCUUGACCGGAUUGACCGUUGUCCGCAACCCUCAAUAUGCUGCAGUACGUUUUGCGAACCGGUUUUUACCCUACAGUGAUGUCGUUGCCCGUUGGAUAGAUCUCAUGGCCGUUGCACACGGCUCCGAAAGGCAUCAUGAAGUAGUAGAGGAGGGAAAGAAAGGUUUACAUCCUUACUGGUUUCGACUCCAGAAUGCAAACAAUGAUCACAACGUGCCAUCCAAGGAGCUGUCAUCCUGGUACUCCUUCCCGGGAUUCACCGAUGCAGUGCGCUUUCUACUUAACUCCACUGUUUCGCAAGGUGUAGUUGGAUCCUCUGCAGAGGAGAUUCUAUCAGGCAAUUAUCGGAACGCCUUUCCUUCGGCUAUCGAAUUUCUCCGCAACAUCUUGUUUUGGGAAUCCAUCACUGCCUCUGGCACUCAGUUCGAAAUAGAACAUGAUUGGGAUGUCAAGUUGGAUGUGAUGCUUAGCUCUGAAGAACAAGCACGAGAUGCGUUGAGAGGUUACCUCCGGUCUACUGAUGAAGAUGCCAUCGCUAUGUUCCUUUCAGGUGCGCUAGCCGGUCUGUCUCGCGAAAGUCAAACAGGUAGACAGCAAUGCGGGAGGCUCUUCCUCAGUAUAUGUUCUCUGGCCCCCAAUGGCAUAGUCGAAAAAGUGGUACCGCAGACAUUGGCACUUAAGACGCCGUUGAGCAGCAAUGAUCAAGAAACUCAAGACGUCUCUGCACGAGCUAUAGGCAUCAUAGCCUCCCAUCCCGCUCUUCUUAACAUGGAUAUGGACGCUUUAGCCACGGAAUUACUGAACUCUAUAUCGACGUGGAAGGUUGCGAUCGGGGAGGUAGCACUCAGGGUCAGAGGGGCAGUUAUGGCUUUAUCCUAUCUGCUGAGCAGACUCGCCUUCCGCAAGAUGAUUUCCAGAUUGCCGGAAGCUUAUGUGCGUCAGUUCAUCGACAUUCUCUGCGAUAUGAUAGAGAACGCCCGUGACUCUCUCAUCUGUCGGGCUGCUCAGGCUGCCAUUGGAAGACUUGGCCUUUCUGAUCUGCUCUCAUAUUCCAGGCUUUCUGAGUCCAAUUGGUCAAUGAUUAGAAAGCACCUCAUUCAGGACGCCAAAGCAGAGAACGAAGUGGCCAUUAUGGCGAUAGGACUGUUGUCAAUGACCUUCUCGAGGGCUGAUUCCGCUGAUGUACGAUCGGCUGAACUUACCCAGGCCCUCUACGAUCUUCAUGAGAAUCGCAACCCAGAGCUUCACUUCACAGUUGGCGAGGCGCUGAGUAAUGCUGCAGUAGGAUGGAGUUCUAAGUCCCUAGCACUUGAAUUCGACGUCGACGAGGCAGUUCCUGUGUCCGAGAUUCCAGGGUCAGUCCUCGCCGAGGUAUGCGACAAGGUCUUAUCUGACUGCGGCGCAUCAAAACCCUCGCUGAAAAAGGCUGCUGCUAUAUGGCUCCUGAGCCUCGUCAAAAACUGCGGCCAUUUGCUUGAAGUGAAAUCCCGUCUAGUGCAAUUCCAACGGUGCUUUAGCAGUCUUCUCAGUGACCGUGAAGAGGUCGUCCAGGAAACCGGAGCCCAAGGCCUGAGUCUGGUGUACGAGCAGGGUGACCAAGAACUAAAGGACGACUUAGUGCGCGACUUGAUCAAUUCGUUCACUGAAGGUCAUUCCAACCUCGGAGGAGGUCGAGUCAACCGGGACACCGAAUUAUUCGAGCCAGGAGCCUUGCCGACCGGGGGCGGAUCGUCUGUGAAUACUUACAAAGAUAUCAUGAACCUCGCAGCUGAAGCAGGGGACCCCACUCUUGUUUAUAGGUUUAUGUCACUGGCCUCGAAUAAUGCUCUCUGGACCAGCCGUGCAGCAUUUAGCAAACUGGGCAUAAGCAGCAUAUUUUCUGAUUCGAGCGUGGACGGUUACCUUUCAAGGAACCCCAAGAUCUACCCGAAGCUUUUCCGGUACAGAUUCGACCCGAAUCCGAACGUGCAGCGAUCGAUGAACACCAUAUGGCGGGCCCUGGUCAAGAAUCCGACAGAAGUGAUCGAUGCCCACCUUGAUGAGAUUAUGGUUGAUCUACUGAAGAGCAUGCUAUCGGGCCGGGAAUGGAGGGCUCGUCAAGCGAGUUGUGCCGCUAUCGCCGACCUCAUUCAGGGACGCCAGCCAGAAAUGUAUGCUGGGUAUAUGAAUGAGAUCUUCACCAAAGCUUUCAAGCUUCUGGACGAUAUCAAGGAAACAGUCCGGGUGUCAGCGAUGAAGCUUUGCCAGACAAUCACUAAUGCGAUUAUACGCACUCUGGAGACAAGCAAGUCCGAUGCGAAGCAAGCAGGUUCAAUGCUGGAGAGUGUUAUUCCAUUCUUACUGAGUGACAAGGGUGUGGAGUCUGGGGUUGGAGAAGUCCAAGGGUUUGCUAUCGGAGCGCUCAUCCAGAUGAUCAAGAAAUGCCCCAGCAAGCCACUGCGUCCAUUUGUGCCCCAUAUGAUAGAACAGUUCUUGAGCUCUUUGAGUUCCCUGGAGCCCCAGGCCGUGAACUACGUCCACCUCAACGCCGACAAGUAUGGACUUACGGGCCAAGAUAUCGACAAGAUGCGUCUGUCCAGCAUCCGCACGUCUCCUAUGAUGGAGGUCAUCGAGCGAUAUCUCAUCGAUAUGCUUGAUGAAGAGGGCAUGAAAGAGUUUGCCUCGAGGCUAGAGGGAGUGUUACGCUCGGCUGUGGGACUCCCAUCCAAGGUAGGCUGCAGUCGUGUUUUGGUCCUCCUGAGCAUGCGAACCACACUACUGCGCCCCUUUGCGGACCGAUUCAUUCAACUGCUUGGCAAAUACGUGGUGGAUCGCAAUGACACUGUUAGCGCGUCGUAUUGCUCCUCAAUCGGCUACUUGAUGCGCCUAGCCUCCGAUGAGCAGUUUUUGAAAACGGUUGAACACGCCAAAAAACUCUACCUUACGGCCGAGGACACGAACCAGCGGGUCAUCUCAGCCGAGAUUUUACUUUCAACGUCGAAGUUAGCUAGUGACCGAUUCGCAGCAUUUGCAUCAGCGGCACUGCCAUUUAUCUUUGUCUCCAGAUACGAUUUGGACGAGCAUGUCCGCGAGGUAUUCGAGAAAACAUGGCAGGAUAAUGUUGGGGGUAACCGCGCAGUCUCACUAUACAUCAAAGAGAUUGUCGAUUUCGUAUCUACGAACCUAGAAUCGGCGCGCUGGGCUAUUAAGCAUACGGCCGCACUAGGGCUUGCUAAUGCUGUCACCUCCCUCGAUGCUGAGAUCGAUCUUGCUACGAGCGAAUACAUAUGGCCCGUCUUGGAAAGGGCAUUGGCUGGCAAGACAUGGGAUGGCAAAGAGGUGGUGCUGAAAGCCUUUGCGAAGUUCGCAAAGCAGGCGAAGAGACUAUGGGAAGCGAAGCCCCAGCUAGCAGACUCUAUGAAGGCAAUUACCAUCCGAGAAGCCAGGCGAAACAAUGUGAUCUACCGGCCGCAUGCGCUCAUUGUUCUCGGCCAGGUGUCACAAGCACGCGAAGACCUCGAUUUGAUGCCGGACGUUAUCAGUGUUGUCACUCGUGUGUUAGAUCAGUUAGAAGAGGACGGUGAUCCAAUGGAGGUCGAUUCGGAGAGUGGCCCGAAACCUACGCAAAUACUGGAUGACACGUUGGCUGCAUGUGCUGAAUGUCUCUUGCAUUGUCUCCGGCCGGUACCGCAUCGGCCGGCCAGUGCUGUCCAGGAACACCUGGAGGGUGUUAUGCCAGGUUUGCGCCGAGCAAUGAGUCGCGGAGGUAGAAACGUGCAGACUACACUAUAUAGAGAGCUUUGCGCAGUUUUCGACCAGUUAGGGACAUGGAUCGGCGGGCAGGGUGGCGAAGUUGAUCAACGCGGUGUCCAAGAAGCCUUGGCGGCGCUAGCCAACGAAAUGCUAUCUCGUGAUAUCGAUACCUCGGUGGAAAAGGUACGUUUAGGCCGCGCACAGGCAUCUGCUUCAUAUGUGAAGCUGUGCGAGCAGAUGAGUUGUCCGAUUGAGGAGACACUAUGGGAGACUAUCAGGACGUGGAGGAAAGAGGAACGAUCGGGAAUGGUGCGACAAGUACUGGAUCGAAUCUUGUGAGAUGGAUACGGCUCGUAGUGUCUGCUCCAAUUUAUGCGGGGGAUGUGUCUCAGACUGGGCAUCAAAUGACAACAGAUAUGGCCCGAUAGGGGCGAAGACGCGCGCGGGGCGGGGGAGGAAGAGAGAGAGACAUGCAUUGAUCAUGAGACUAGGCUAGUCGGGCUGAGCUUGGUCCAGGCCAUCCCCCAGGCGCUGUACUGGAAGUGUUACGCCCGACAAGUGGUUCGUUUCCCAUUUGGGGGGGGGUGGCGGAAGGCAGGGAGAAAUAAACCUCCCCCAAAAAAGCAAGAUGUGAAAGAUGCAGUGCCAGAAAAUAACUUAGUCUGGGGUAGAGAAUGGAAGAGGAGCCUAAGGGCGGGAGGGGAA
Messenger RNA from Aspergillus homomorphus CBS 101889, 6070 nucleotides. RefSeq names its product ECM29 family proteasome component. Gene Ontology annotation, cellular component: nucleus; cytoplasm. NCBI's taxonomy places the organism in Eukaryota, Fungi, Ascomycota, Eurotiomycetes, Eurotiales, Aspergillaceae. Gene Ontology annotation, biological process: proteasome assembly. The transcript is spliced from 4 exons. The record is from RefSeq and is a predicted model, not a curated record. Gene Ontology annotation, molecular function: molecular adaptor activity. Bases 128 to 5704 code for a protein of 1858 amino acids.